Molecule: messenger RNA, 2768 nt
Organism: Chenopodium quinoa (quinoa)
Lineage: Eukaryota; Viridiplantae; Streptophyta; Magnoliopsida; Caryophyllales; Amaranthaceae
Product: DNA repair helicase XPD-like
Exons: 11
Coding region: 388-2664 (758 amino acids)
Biological process (GO): nucleotide-excision repair; transcription by RNA polymerase II; positive regulation of mitotic recombination
Cellular component (GO): nucleus
Molecular function (GO): ATP binding; hydrolase activity, acting on acid anhydrides, in phosphorus-containing anhydrides; damaged DNA binding
Source: RefSeq, a predicted model, not a curated record
UUUGUAGAAUGUUACCAGUAAGGGGAAGUGUGUCACUUAAAAAAACAAAGGUUUAAGGAAAAUGUGUCACUUAAAAAACAACAGAGGGAGUCUUAUUUCUUGUUUGUUGGAAGUGAUUUUCUAUUAUUAUUUUUUGUGGAACGAUAAUAAAAUUUGUGUUGUUUUUCCUACUCUGUUUUUUUUUUGGCCGUUAACCACUAUUGUCACUUCAUCCCUCCAAACUUUUCCUGACAUCGAACACAAUCACUAGUCAUAUAAAUAAUCUUUGUCUUAUAUUCUUUUAUUGCCUAACUGUUUAAGAUUCAAAUUGAUUAAACUAUCAGAUUUGGGGUUCAGUUGAACCAAGUGGAACUAACCUUGGAGCCGCCACUAGUUGCAUAGGGUAGCAUGAAGUUCCAAAUAGAAGACAUUACAGUCUACUUCCCCUAUGAUAACAUUUAUCCAGAGCAAUAUUCCUACAUGGUUGAACUCAAACGAGCCCUUGAUGCAAAGGGCCACUGUUUGCUGGAGAUGCCCACUGGCACUGGGAAAACUAUUGCACUUUUAUCUCUCAUUACCAGUUAUGCUCUUUCAAAACCAUCAAAUCCUAUUAAACUCAUCUACUGCACUCGUACGGUUCAUGAAAUGGAAAAAACACUAGCUGAGCUAAAGGUACUCCAUGACUAUCAGGUUUUCCACUUGGGUCCCUCAGCUCGGCUCCUUGCUCUUGGGCUUUCUUCCCGCAAAAAUCUUUGUAUUAAUCCAGCUGUUGUCUCUGCUGAAAAUAGAGACUCUGUUGAUGCCGGCUGUAGGAAGCUUACAGCGAGCUGGGUUAGAGCUCUAGCUGUAGAAAAUCCUAAUAUCCCUACUUGCUCCUUUUUUGAGGAUUACGAGAAGUCGGGUUCAGAGGCAAUUUUGCCCCCAGGUGUAUAUACUUUACAGGACCUGAGAGCAUUUGGCAAGCAGAAAGGAUGGUGCCCGUAUUUCCUGGCACGCCAUAUGGUGCAAUUUGCAAAUGUUGUGGUUUACAGUUACCAAUAUCUACUUGAUCCAAAAGUUGCUGGGAUUAUUUCAAAAGAGAUGCAGCGGGAGUCUGUGGUUGUUUUUGAUGAGGCUCAUAACAUUGACAACGUGUGCAUUGAGGCUCUUAGUGUUAGUGUCAGAAGGCAAACUCUUGAAGGUGCGACCAGAAAUAUUUCUAGGAUGUCUCAAGAGAUCGAAAGGUUCAAGGCCACAGAUGCUGGGAAACUACGUGCAGAAUAUAAUCGCCUUGUUGAAGGGUUGGCCCAAAGGGGAAAUUUACCAAUUGGCGAUACUUGGCUUUCCAACCCAGCUCUGCCUGAGGAUAUUCUGAAAGAAGCAGUACCAGGGAAUAUUCGCCGAGCUGAGCAUUUUCUAUCUGUUUUGCGUAGGUUGGUGCAAUAUAUCAAAAGCCGGUUGCAAAGUGAGAAUUUUGAAAAGGAGUCGCCUGUGUCUUUUGUAGCGUCCCUAAAUCAACAAGUGGGACUUGACCAAAAAACCUUAAAAUUUUGUUAUGAUCGCCUACAUUCCCUGAUGAUGACCCUUGAAAUAACUGAUACAGACGAGUUCUUAAGUAUUCAGACUAUUUGUGAUUUUGCAACGCUGGUGGGCACAUAUGCCAGGGGCUUCUCAAUCAUUAUUGAACCCUAUGAUGAGAGAAUGCCUCAUAUCCCUGACCCCAUACUGCAGCUGAGUUGUCAUGAUGCUUCACUUGCUAUUAGGCCUUUAUUUGAACGCUUCCAAACAGUUGUAAUCACCUCUGGUACUCUGAGCCCUAUAGAUCUGUACCCACGCCUUCUGAAUUUCAAUCCUGUAGUCUGUCGAAGUUUUACUAUGUCCUUUACAAGGGAUUGCAUAUGUCCAAUGGUCCUAACACGUGGAAGUGAUCAACUUCCAGUUAGCACAAAGUACGAUAUGAGAAGUGAUCCAGGUGUUGCAAGGAACUAUGGAAGGCUAUUACUAGAAAUGGUUUCUGUUGUUCCUGAUGGAAUUGUGUGUUUUUUUGUCAGUUAUUCAUACAUGGAUGCCAUUGUUAAUACUUGGAAUGAAACCGGUAUUCUAAAGGAUAUAAUGCAGCAUAAACUUGUAUUCAUUGAAACUCAAGAUGUUGUUGAAACUACAUUGGCUCUAGACAACUACCGCAAGGCUUGUGAUUGUGGGAGAGGUGCUGUCUUUUUCUCUGUUGCAAGGGGAAAGGUAGCUGAAGGUAUAGAUUUUGAUCGACAUUAUGGCAGACUAGUGAUCAUGUAUGGGGUUCCUUUCCAGUACACAUUGAGCAAGAUAUUACUUGCUCGACUGGAAUAUUUGCGGGACACUUUUCAGAUAAAAGAAGGGGAAUUUCUAACUUUGAUGCUUUUGAGACAAGCUGCUCAAUGUGUGGGCAGAGUAAUUCGUUCAAAGGCUGAUUACGGAAUGAUGAUAUUUGCUGACAAAAGAUAUAGUCGGCAUGAUAAGCGCUCCAAGCUGCCUGGAUGGAUAUUAUCUCACCUACGUGAUGCCUACCUUAAUUUGAGCACUGAUAUGGCUUUGCACAUAGCAAGAGAGUUUCUCCGAAAGAUGGCUCAACCAUAUGAUAAGACUAGCGCCAGUGGUAAGAGAACCCUUUUAUCGCAGGAAGACGUUGAGAAGAUGAGCAAUGCUGGGGCAGAUGAGACAGUGUUCUGAUUUUUGAGCAAUUUUUUUGUGUAAGCCUAGGAAUCUUCGUCCUCUCCUUUGUUUAGAGAUGAGUAGUUCAUAGACCAAGCUAGCUAAAUCCUACUCUCUUGCAG